AUGAGCGCGAGCGGAUCAUUGAUCUGUGGGACACUAGAAGUGCCGUUGGACUACACCGAUUCGAGCUCCAACAAAACACUGACUCUCGAUCUUGCCAAGUGGCCGGCGACCAAGAAGCCGGUCGCAGAGCCGAUUAUAUUCAACUUUGGCGGGCCUGGCGAGAAUGCGUUUGAGGGCCUUGGGUUAUAUGGAGAGGAAUUCCAAGCUAUCCUCGGAGGCCAUAAUGACUUGAUAGCAUUUAACCCUCGAGGUGUUGGAAACACUCUUCCGUUUUCGUGCUACACUGAUUCUGCUUCCCGGGAACUUGCCUCGCUUCAAGCUCCAGGGGACGGCAGAGCGUCCGACACAGCCUUGGGGGAAAUAUGGGCCCAGAGCGCAAAUGUCGCGCAAGCAUGUUAUGCCCUGAACAACCAGACUGGAAGUCUCAUCGGAACGAGCUUUGCGGCGAGGGACACGAUGCAGGUCGUUGAUGCUCUCCAGGGAAAGGAUGGUUUGCUGAAUUUCUGGGGAAUCUCAUACGGCACUACAGUCGGCGCUGUCCUUGCCGCCAUGUUCCCGGAGAGAAUGGGGUUUGUCGCACUUGACGGAAUUGAUAACCCUGCAGAGGUUCUCAAUGGAUACAACCCGCAAAAAGUUGUGGACGUCGACAAGGUUCUGGAGGGCUUCUGCACGGGCUGCAUGGCCGCCCCAGACCUCUGCCCUCUAGCAAACUACUAUGAGAACGCUGCCAACCUCGAAGCCGCGAUCUACAUGAUGCUCGACACGCUCAAGUUCAAUCCAAUCGCCAUUCCAGAAAUCGGUGGAGUCGUGACUUACAGCGACGUCAAAUCCACUAUCUACGAAGCGCUUUACCUCCCAAGCUCCUGGCCCUUGACCUCCGAGCUCAUUCUCUAUGUACAAGCCCGGAACACGACAGUCCUCGGACUUUCCGAGGUAUACGAGACGAUCAAGUCCUACGGCGAGUCGGCGUCUUUGACUUCAUCCGCCAAGGAGGCAGGCACCGGUGUCACAUGUUCCGACAGAGCACGGCCAGCCACCAUGGAGGACCUACUCCCGUACAUUCGAGCCAGACAAGCCCUGAGCAAGAUCGCAAGUGACAAUUCCAAUAGCGACAUGACAUGCGCUCAGUGGAACAAGAACAUGUUUGCCAAGGAGCACUACACCGGAAGCUUCGAUGUUAAGACAGCCAACCCGGUGUUGAUCCUCAGCAACACCUUCGACCCAAUCACUCCCCUUGCCGCGGCGAAGAACCUGACCGCGACCUUUGAGGGAAGUGUCUUACUGGAACAGAACGGAUACGGUCACACUACUCUAUCCAUGCCAUCUCUCUGCACCGCCAAGGCCAUCCGGGCUUACUUUACCAAUGGCACACUGCCUGCAAAUGGAACGAUCUGCCAGACAGAUGUGCCUCUUUUCACGGAGUUGACGUACAAGGAUGUGUGGCCGAAGAACUUCCAACGGAGUGUUGAGUCCAGAGACGAUACAUAUACCUUCAGAGCCUUGAUGUCGAUUCGGGAUAAGAUGUCUCGACGGAGGAUAUGGUAA
Messenger RNA from Aspergillus sclerotioniger CBS 115572, 1545 nucleotides. RefSeq names its product alpha/beta hydrolase. The coding region runs from base 1 to 1545 and encodes 514 amino acids. NCBI's taxonomy places the organism in Eukaryota, Fungi, Ascomycota, Eurotiomycetes, Eurotiales, Aspergillaceae. The record is from RefSeq and is a predicted model, not a curated record. The transcript is spliced from 6 exons.